AUGUCUUCGUCAGGAAAUGGAAGUCGUAAACGACGUCUGCCUCAAAGCGAUCUGGAGGACACCUAUUCCCCAACGCCAUCGGAACAUAAUUUACUUGAAGGAGAGACAGAACCUCCGCGGCCACAAUCUAGAAAUAGCCCCAAUCCCCCUCCCAACAAGAAGAAAUCUGCCCUCUCAGGUGUUCAAUCCGGCCUCAAACAUUCGCAUAGUCCCAGCCCCGGCCCUUCAAGUAAAAAAGGAACAGGGCCACCCCGAACAGCCCCAAGAACCACGGACGAUAGCAAAGGGGAUAUCGCACAACCUAUUAUUUACAACUUCAAGAUAACUAGUGACGAACAGCUUGAAGGGGUCUCUCGUGGCCCAGUUUUCUUGCCUAUCUCUGAACGGGAUACAUCCGACUUUCGAGUCACAGCCGACAUCCCUAUGAACAGGCAAGGAUUUCGAUAUAUACCUGCGGGACCAUCACGUAUACCAGGUAUUAUAUGCCGUACUCUGGAGUCUCCUCCAGCUUCGUGUGUUCAUGUCAGUUGGGAGGAUCGAAGCCCAUUUGUUCGUGUAACGGAAGAUGGACUUCGUAUGACCACGGAUAAAGGGUAUCGCAGCGCUCGGUUAAAUGUGCCUAUCAGGGAGGGGAAAUGGUACUUUGAAAUUACGAUUGAGAGGGGGGGAGGAGAGGGGAAAGGCGACGUAGCCAAUCCAGAGGGUUCACAUGUUCGUCUCGGGUGGGCUCGCCGGGAGGCCCCUUUGAACGGGCCUGUUGGUCUCGACGGCUAUAGCUACGGCAUGAGGGACAAAACUGGUGAAAAGGUAACCCUAUCUCGGCCCAAACCAUAUGGGCGUCCUUUUCGCACAGGGGACGUGGUUGGACUCUAUAUUUCACUUCCUUCAAGGCGCGAGGCACAGCCUGGAGAUCCUACCGACCCAGCUCGAAUAAUGCGAAAGCGUAUUCCCAUUCAAUUCAAACACCAAUUAUAUUUCGAGUCGGUGGAAUACAGAGUGUCGAAGGAGAUGGAGGCAUUGCUAGAGCAAAAUAACAAACCCCCACCACCUCCUUUACCAUCUCCCACUAAGCGAUCCGCCAAAAAAUUACCAGAACGUACUCGUCCCAAACCUGUGGCGACCCCCGUCAUGCGUCCACUCCCUAUUCUCAAAGAUUCCAAAAUCGCAUUUUUCGUAAAUGGAGAAUGCCAAGGCGUCGCGUUCGAGGAUAUAUACGAUUACCUCCAACUUCGUGUCGAUCCAAAAUCGACUUCGGUCAAAUCGCGAAGAGGCGGAGCAGUCGAGGCAUUCCAGCGGGAACGCGAGAAUGCUUACGACGACGCGCGUAUCAAUGCCGGCCCGAACUUUCACUUCAGGCCACCGGACGACAUUGAUGCGUUACUUGAAUCCACAGAUAGUACUCCCAGCGUGAAACAAGAGGGUUCAAACCCAACCUGGCGGCCCUUGCAAGAACGCUACCCGGAAUUCAUGGCCGAGCAAUGGGCCUUGGAUGCCAAAGAAGAGGCACAUGCAAAGGCGGCAAUAGAGGCAAACGAAGCUGAGAAUGUUCGGAAAGCCGAGGCCGCUAACGACGAAAGAAAGAAGAUCAGCGAAGGGUGA
Molecule: messenger RNA, 1599 nt
Organism: Rhizoctonia solani
Lineage: Eukaryota; Fungi; Basidiomycota; Agaricomycetes; Cantharellales; Ceratobasidiaceae
Product: SET1 complex component ash2
Exons: 2
Coding region: 1-1599 (532 amino acids)
Cellular component (GO): Set1C/COMPASS complex
Molecular function (GO): transcription cis-regulatory region binding; protein binding
Source: RefSeq, a predicted model, not a curated record